AUGGACAAGAUACAGUAUGAAGACCUGUCUGACAUCAAACACCUGGGUUACACAGAUGAGGACAUCCAUGAUGAAGACCUUCAAGAAGCAAUUGAUGAUGCAUAUCGACCAUGUGAGGAGCAGGACACAGGGUCUGAGGGAGAUGAUAUCACUCAUAGCUCAGACAAUGAUGAAUCACAAACCACCCUCACAAUGGAUAAGACCAAUGAAGACAACAUUGAAAUUGCAAGGAUCCAGAAAUCAAACCCAGGAUUGCACCCCAUGAUGAUCACUGAGUCAUUGCAGAUCUACAACAAACAACUACCCUAA
Ustilago hordei is the source of this 309-nucleotide messenger RNA. RefSeq lists its product as uncharacterized. The record is from RefSeq and is a predicted model, not a curated record. The coding region runs from base 1 to 309 and encodes 102 amino acids. The transcript has a single exon. Lineage: Eukaryota; Fungi; Basidiomycota; Ustilaginomycetes; Ustilaginales; Ustilaginaceae.